Molecule: messenger RNA, 1428 nt
Organism: Dreissena polymorpha
Lineage: Eukaryota; Metazoa; Mollusca; Bivalvia; Myida; Dreissenidae
Product: complement factor H-like
Exons: 2
Coding region: 178-1428 (416 amino acids)
Source: RefSeq, a predicted model, not a curated record
UCUGAUCACAUUCAAAGAUAUGUACCGUAAAUAUUAUGGAUACAAGGAAUGGUAACUUCUGAUUCACCGAAAAUGAAUCCAAUCGAUGUUUAAAUCGGGAUCCGAUUGAACCUUGGUCCGAAUUACUAAUUGCUGUUUCGAUUUAACGGAUGUGACUCAUACACAAAAUAAACAAAAAUGGAUUUAAUUGUCGCUUUUGCUUUUCAUUGUGCUUUUUUAGCAUUAACGCUUGCGGACUGCCCUCCUCCUCCAGCGGUCCAGAAUGCAGCCUUCACUCCAGUCCAGUCAUCAUACGCUGAUGGCGCAAACGUUACAUUCACCUGUAACACUGGUUAUGGACUUCAAGGUAGUCGGAUACAUUAUUGUAGGGGAAGCAGUUGGGAAGGAUCCCUCAUAUGCUCUGAACAGUUUUGUGAGACAAUGAAUAAUCCUAGAAAUGGUAUAAUUGUCGGAAACCCAUCCUACAAAAUUGGCACUUACAUCACAUUUCAAUGUAAUACAGGCUACACAUUGAAAGGAAAUAGCCAGUUGCUGUGUCGUGUUGAUUUGAAGUUUCAUAGGAACCCACCAACAUGCGAUGUCAAUAUGUGUCCAGAUUUUGGGGUUAUAGAUCAUGCACGCAUUUUUCAAGCCACAGAUGGAGGAAUAGAAAAUGAUUAUGGAAGUGUAGUUAAAGUAACCUGUGAAGACUCAUAUGUCCUGGAUGGUCAUGCGUCCGUGGUUUGCCAGGGAGACGGAACUUGGGGCCCAAAACCGACCUGCAAACCAUUAGAUUGUGGUAGGUUCGAUGGGAUGAAUUCAAGCUGCGUGAAAAACUUUGUACUGCUUGAUACUUUGUAUUACAUGGAAUGUAAGACUGAUGUCCCAAAUACAAGAAUUGGAGCGGACAGCACCAGUGCACCUAAUGAAUGUGAGGAAAGGUCUCGGAAAUGGAUGUAUUCACUGUUUGGAUGCUUUUGCAAUUGUGAAGUUAUCUACAAUAAUACCAUUGUGAUAACAUACAACCUUAAUCCAAAUGACUCUCUGCCACACAACACUGAUUUGCAGUGGAGUUGUAAGCCGGGUUGCAGGACAAACCAAACUUAUGCUCUGAGAUGCAUGGACGGACAGAUGGAAAUGCCAUCUUGCACCUGCGAUUUUUACGCACAUAAACAUGAAGCAAGCUUUAUUGGCAUAAUUGCUGCAAUAAUUGGAGCUGUAGUUUUGGCAUUGUCAGUUGCAGUUGCCUUAGUGAUGUACAAGAAGAAGGAAGGGUGUUGUAAGUGUUGUAAGUCUGGUACAAAUGUGGAAGCCUCACAUCCCAUGACUAAACCAACUCAUGAUGAAGGUGGCAAUUCUUCUAACGGGAACACUUCUAAACCAAGUGAUAAAAGCCAUAUUAAUCUUACUAAAGAGGAGGAACAGUUAUUGUCUGAAAACAAAAAAUGA